This is a messenger RNA of Mesocestoides corti, 1182 nucleotides long. Lineage: Eukaryota; Metazoa; Platyhelminthes; Cestoda; Cyclophyllidea; Mesocestoididae. The record is from the annotation of a GenBank genome assembly.
UUAUCUCUUCGCUCCACCACACUUCACCUCCCCUCUGGUUUAGAAAGUGACUCAGCAGACAAAUUCGUGCGUAUGGGCUGCGAACUCCGACAACACCCAGUCGCUCACUCCAAUGCCCAUCACCAGCGUUUGUCAGGAGCCAAUCAGCGCCAAGCUCUAGCAGCUGCAGCUGUUGCAAAUGCGGACUUGAUGACACAGUCGCUCAUAGACUGGCCUGGCUGUGACGACACCACCUCAGCAUCUGGUCUCCACCAUCAACGUCAACAACAGCGUAUUUGUCAUCGCAUGAAGGCUGUUCACCUCACAGACUCUGGUCUCGUUCUUUCGCCCCAAGACGCAACCUCCUUGCCCGUUUACCACCAUGGACGAAGGAUCUUCUUUUCUUCGUCCUCUUCAAAUAAAACUUCUCCCGGUGAUAUGCCUCCAGGAGGAUACUUCUUUCAAAGCCAGGUUUCCUGUCCACCCCAUCUGGGUGGGAAGAUAAAUGUUGAUGAGGCUGUGUGGGCUGACGGCAGUGUAUUUGAGUAUCAGACGGCUCCUGCCCACGCCUACCCUGGUCAGGCCUACAUGCUCUGGCCACCACAUCAAUUUGUGAGUGGCCGGAGAAGACGAAACCAGAACCACCACCCCACUCAACCAAUCAUCGUUCCGACUGGGGACGAAUCUGCCUUACCAAUUGAGAAGAGGUCUACCUCUGUCAAGUCUGGUGUUGGUCAUAAUGGACGUCCACAAGUCCUUGUCACUGGACGCCACCGUAGCAAACGAGCUGCUGAUUUGGCCGCUCUCGUAUCUUUGCCCGUGGAGGAACAACCUUGGGACAGUCAAGAUAUUGCAAUUUCUGCUACUUCUAGAUGGUUCCAUGGUCGCCUCCCACGAGCAGAGGCUGAGUCCUUGCUGCGAUCGGCUCCACCUGGCAGUUUUCUUGUACGAACUAGCGAAUCAAGCAAGGCGGCGUUCUCGUUAUCUAUCAGGCGUGACAGAGACUUCCUGCACAUGAAGAUUUCAUACGACCCGAAAUCCGAAGCCUACAUUCUCGGCGAAUACAGCCAGCCGUACCCGACCGUUCCCAUAAUGGUGCACCAUUAUACCCGGAACCUCCUGCCUGUGCGCGGCACGAAACCAGUCCUACUGAAGUACCCUCUCUGCCGUGCUAUGAGUCCUUUCACCUUGCAGACCCCCUGA